AUGUCAAUUACAUCAACAUUAAACACCGGCACGAAUCAUGGUGGAAGUAGUAGACAACAUCCAGCAAUACCAUGUUUAAAUACAAAUUUAUUACAUGGAACAAUUUCAAAUCACCAUCCUCAUCAUCAAUUUCUUGAUCAAUCAUUAAUUACUUCAUCGUCGUCAUCUAUAGCAACAGUUACCAAUCCGGCAAAUGUAACAGCAGCUGCUGUGGCCGCCGCUGCAAGUAUGGCAGCAGCCAAUUUUAAAUUAUCAGCCGAUGAAUAUUCAACAUUUUAUUCUAUUAAUCGAAAUAAUCCCGCUUCAUCAUUUUCAACAUUAUCGGCCUCAUCGUCAGUACCAUCUAAUGGAAACAUGAUUAAUACUACACAAUUUCCCACAUCAGUGCAAUCCGAUGGGGCCUUUAAGAAAAUCAAACAUGAAUCGUUGUCAAUCAAUCAUCCCCAUUCAUCACACCAUCAUCACUCACAUCAUCCAUCAGCACACAUAUUGAAUAUUCAAACACCAAGUUUAUCUCCACAUUCCUCUAAUUCCAGUCAUUCAUCACAAUCAUUACAAAAUCCGGCCACUUGUCCAACACCAGCACGUCGACGACAUCGAACAACAUUCACACAAGAACAACUGGCCGAGUUAGAAGCUGCCUUUGCCAAAAGUCAUUAUCCCGAUAUCUAUUGUCGAGAAGAAUUGGCCAGAGUAACAAAAUUGAAUGAAGCUCGAAUUCAAGUCUGGUUUCAAAAUCGUCGUGCUAAGUAUCGAAAACAAGAGAAACAAUUACAAAAAGCAUUAUCACCUGUUUUAUCACCAUGUAAUGCAAUGAUGCGUAAUUUCUAUCAAAACUCAGCUGGUCGCCCCUAUCAAUAUGGUAGUAGUUUACCAAAUCCUAUUAAUUCAAUGAGCCGUUAUCCACCGAUGAGUUCAAUUUCAAUGGCAUCAAGUGCUUAUUCAUCAAUGCCACAACUUUCUCCUAUUACAGCUAGUAAUUUGAGUAAUAUGGGUAUUAGACAGGAUAAUCUUCCAUUUCAAGAUGACUGGUAUAAUAAAAGUUUAUCCUCUUUUCGUGUUGAUCAUGGUUUAUCAAAUUCUAUGUUACAUUAUCCAGCAUAG
This is a messenger RNA of Didymodactylos carnosus, 1104 nucleotides long. The record is from the annotation of a GenBank genome assembly. Lineage: Eukaryota; Metazoa; Rotifera; Eurotatoria; Philodinida; Philodinidae.